Cucumis melo (muskmelon) is the source of this 626-nucleotide messenger RNA. RefSeq lists its product as uncharacterized. The transcript has 2 exons. Lineage: Eukaryota; Viridiplantae; Streptophyta; Magnoliopsida; Cucurbitales; Cucurbitaceae. The coding region runs from base 87 to 386 and encodes 99 amino acids. The record is from RefSeq and is a predicted model, not a curated record.
UUGCUAUAAAAUGGUGUUCUCUCGCUUUCCUCAUACGAUCAACCCAUAAGGAAAAAAAUAGGCUUACUAAAAGCUAAAACUAAAAAAUGGCAAAAACUAGUACGGUUGUUUUCUUUAUGUGCAUUGUUGUUGUGGUGGGAUCACUGCAAUUCUCUAGGGCAGACAUGACAGCUGAAAGGGACACUGAGAUUGAGAUGAGAUCUAAGUUGUUGCAGAGCGAAAUAUCCAACGUAAUGCCUCAAUUCAAAUCAUGUGUAGAAACCUGCGCGAAAGCAUGCAUUGCAAAAGACAGUGCCAACACAUCGUGUCAUUCUACAUGUGAUAAAGAUUGCAUGAAAAAGGAAGUUGUUGAUAAAAUCAGCGACAAACUAGGCAUUCGUAAUUGACCAUGAAAUUAAAGUUAGGACGUGGAAAAUGGUCGGAUCAAGUAUAAAUUAUCUGGAUAAUUAACAUUUCAGAGAGGAAAAUCUAAAUUCCUUGACCCUCGUCUCUUUCAUUUUUGUCAUCCAAUUGGUUGCUUCUUUAUAUAAAGGUUUUAUGUUAUGUAUCGGACCGGUCUUCUUUCAUCAUUAUUUUCAACAACGAGAUCAAUAAAAUUCAUCUAAUUUUUGUGUUUGUUCACAUAA